Messenger RNA from Lasiodiplodia theobromae, 1452 nucleotides. RefSeq names its product Beta-glucanosyltransferase. Gene Ontology annotation, biological process: fungal-type cell wall (1->3)-beta-D-glucan biosynthetic process. The coding region runs from base 1 to 1452 and encodes 483 amino acids. Gene Ontology annotation, cellular component: cytoplasm; fungal-type cell wall. Gene Ontology annotation, molecular function: 1,3-beta-glucanosyltransferase activity. The transcript has 4 exons. Lineage: Eukaryota; Fungi; Ascomycota; Dothideomycetes; Botryosphaeriales; Botryosphaeriaceae. The record is from RefSeq and is a predicted model, not a curated record.
AUGCUUACCAAGUACCUUCUGCCGGCGCUCUUCGCGGGCUCCGCCGUCGCCGUCAACAACAUCGAGAUCAGCGGCCAAGAUUUCGUCGACUCCAAGACCAACAAGCGCUUCUACGUUAUCGGCGUUGACUACCAGCCCGGUGGCCAGGCCGGCUACAAUGAGGCCUCCGGCGAGGACCCCUUGACCGACGCCGAUGCUUGCUUGCGUGAUGCUGCUAUUAUGCAGCAGCUGGGUAUCAACACCAUCCGUGUCUACAACGUCGAUCCCGAUGGAGACCACGACCAGUGCGCCAGCAUCUUCAACUACGUCGGUAUCUACAUGAUGCUUGACGUCAACUCUCCUCUGGCCGGCGAGAGCAUCGACCGCUCCCAGCCCAGCAACUCGUACAAUGCCGACUACCUGGAGCGUAUCUUCAAGAUGGUUGAGGCCUUCAAGGGCUACCCCAACACCCUUGCCUUCUUCGGCGCCAACGAGCUCAUCAACGACGUUGACUCGUCUGAGAAGAACCCGCCCUACAUUCGCGCUGUCCAGCGUGACCUGAAGGAGUACAUCAAGAACAACGCCGACCGCACCAUCCCUGUCGGCUACUCCGCUGCCCAGGUCCAGGACGUUCUUCAGGACACCUGGGAGUACCUCCAGUGCGCCAUUGACGGCGAUGAGAAUGACAUGUCUCGCUCUGACUUCUUUGGUCUGAACUCGUACUCUUGGUGCGGUGGUGAUGCUACCUUCCAGUCCUCUGGUUACAGCGACCUGGUCGACAUGUUCAAGAACAGCAGCAUUCCCGUCUUCUUCUCCGAGUACGGCUGCAACGAGGUCCAGCCCCGUGUCUUCGACGAGGUCCAGGCUCUGUACGGCGAGAAGAUGACCUCCCUCUCCGGCGGUCUCGUCUACGAGUACACCCAGGAGGAGGCCGACUACGGUCUCGUUGUCAUCAACGACAACGAUACUAUCACCCUGAGGACCGACUUCGACAACCUCCAGAAGCAGUUCAACAAGCUUGACAUCUCCUUGAUCCAGUCCCAGAACGAGACCGGCACCUCGAUCACUCCUCCCAAGUGCGCUAAGAGCCUCAUCUCCGACGACACGUUCGGCGCCGACUGGGACAUCCCCUCGACCCCCUCCAAGGCUGCCAGCUGGAUCAAGAACGGUCUCGACAACCCCAACCAGGGCAAGAUUGUUGACGUUAAGGCCACGGCUGUUCCUGUCGCCAUCUACGGCACCGACGGCAGCGAGAUCAGCAACCUCAAGAUCACCAAGGUCGCUGAUGGCGAGAGCAACACCCCUAGCGGCAGCGAGCUCAGCUCGGGCUCCACCACCAGUGGCAGCAACUCUUCUUCCACCAGCUCGGGCUCCUCGUCCAGCAGCACCGCUGAGGGCGCUGCCGGCAAGGUCGGCGUCAAGAGCACCAGCGCUCUCGUCUUCGCUGCUGUUCUUGCUAUCAUGCUCUGCUAG